CGAUAGCAGAAAAUAUUAAAAUAGCGCGCUUUCAGAUGCAGUCUGUGUCUGUCUUUUCCUUAGUCUACUGUUUCUCCAACAGGCAGGCACACAGUGCCGAGCCUUGCCUGCUCCUCCCUCUCUCUCUCUCUCUCUCUCUCUCUCUCCAUCCCCUUCGAUCGAUCGCGGCGGCAGGUAUAGAGAUAUCGCAUCUCAAAACGAAGCCAAAACCGGCGUGCAGAUCUUUCUCCAACUUCAAAUCUUCCGAUAUCUCCCCAGACUCCCCUCGAUCGGUGUCGCGGAGGGUGGCCAUCGUCCCUCGAGCUCCCAAAGUGAUGUCUUUUCCUUGUGGAUUGCACGCUCAGCGAUGACUUGAUUGGGCGGCCUUUCCUUGACGAAGGAAUAUGAAGCUGCUUUUAAAGAAGGGGAAAAAUCCCUUUUUGCCUUUUCGGAUAAAUAGAGCUUCGAGCGGUUUUUCUUUGUUCCUAAAAGCUCGAUCAGCCAGCAAAACAUCAGGAAAUGUCCCUGUUUAUCUCAAUGUUUAUGACUUGACAUCUAUAAAUGGCUAUAUGUACUGGGCAGGCCUUGGGAUAUUUCACACUGGCGUUGAAGUUCAUGGUGUGGAAUAUGCAUUUGGAGCACAUGAUUAUCCAACAAGUGGAAUCUUUGAGGUUGAUCCUCGUCAAUGUCCAGGCUUCAGGUUUAGGAAAUCAAUAUUCAUGGGCACAACACAUUUAGACCCCUUGCAGGUCAGAGAGUUUGUGGAAAUUCAAUCUUUGAAUUACAAUGGAGACACUUACCAAUUGAUCACAAAGAAUUGCAAUCAUUUCUGCCAAGAUAUCUGUUACCAGUUGACUGGUAAGUCUAUUCCUAAAUGGGUGAAUAGACUUGCUAGGAUAGGUGCCGUCUGUAACUUCCUACUGCCUGAGCCCCUUAAGACAACUGUUGUUCGUCAUGAUCCAGAUUCUCAAAUAGAGGAUGGUGAGAGGAGGAAGUUGACGAGUCCUUACAGUUGCCCAUCUUCAAUAUCGACGUGCCAGAAGCAGUUCCGUGCCUCUUCUCUGUUCUUACCUUCUCCCUUUAAAGGCUCCCUUUCCCGUUGGGAGUUAAGGAGGUCCAGUUCCUGUUCUGUAAACUGUAAUUGAACAUGAAAAGAUAGCUGUUUCUAGAAGGAAAGUUUGUCAUAUUGCAGAUCACAGAAGAUGACAGUCUAUUAUUCUCUAUGCUCUGAUUUGUAUAAAUUUGUAAAGGCUUGGCAAAUCAACUGGACAAAGGCUUGUUAUUC
Messenger RNA from Zingiber officinale, 1264 nucleotides. RefSeq names its product deSI-like protein At4g17486. Gene Ontology annotation, molecular function: deubiquitinase activity. The transcript is spliced from 4 exons. The record is from RefSeq and is a predicted model, not a curated record. The coding region runs from base 384 to 1124 and encodes 246 amino acids. NCBI's taxonomy places the organism in Eukaryota, Viridiplantae, Streptophyta, Magnoliopsida, Zingiberales, Zingiberaceae. Gene Ontology annotation, biological process: protein deubiquitination.